Messenger RNA from Racocetra persica, 474 nucleotides. The record is from the annotation of a GenBank genome assembly. Lineage: Eukaryota; Fungi; Glomeromycota; Glomeromycetes; Diversisporales; Gigasporaceae.
AUGGUCCCUCAAACUAUUUCUCAAAGCUUAUGGCUGCCUACCAACAAAAAUAUUCAAGCCAGGGAAGAUAAUCUUGUUAACUCUUGGUUUACCACCACAAAAUAUAUCUCUAAUCAAGGUUCAAACAAAAAAUAUUUUGUGUUUGAACCUGAUGAUGAAGAUUAUACUUUACCAAGAGAAACAGAACUAAAAACUCUCAAGAUUAGAAUUUAUUCAACUCUAUCUGAGGCCGCAAUACUUUGCAGGUGGAUGGACGGAGUUCGAUGGACUUAUAAUAAAAUCACCCAGCUGCACUUUUAUGACAAGCUUAACUAUAAACAAGUUAAAGCAAACUGUCUAAAUGAUGAUUAUAUCGAACGUAAUCCAGAUGGAAUGCACCUAGAGAAACUAGGUCAUAUGCAAUUCGACAGUACAAGCUUGCAUACAGAACAUAACAUAAACUUUUCCAACAAACCAGUAAAAUGUUCAAAAUAA